Molecule: messenger RNA, 1303 nt
Organism: Dendronephthya gigantea
Lineage: Eukaryota; Metazoa; Cnidaria; Anthozoa; Malacalcyonacea; Nephtheidae
Exons: 2
Coding region: 200-1303 (367 amino acids)
Source: RefSeq, a predicted model, not a curated record
GCUUUAGAUUUGACUACGGCUCCCGCUACCGCUACGUGAACGACUGCGAAAAGACUGGGUCCUAUAAACUUCGUAGCCGUAGUCGUUGUCAAGCGCGUAGUUGUUAAGAUGGCUGCAACUACGAGUACGAGUACUGCAUUCGUGAUUUUUUUGUGCUGGUAGUCGUAUUUUUAGUUGGAUCCAUUUUAACAACAUCGACAUGUAUUGCAAUAAAACGCUUUUAGAAGCAGCUGCAUUUUUAUUUACGCAAAAGUAUAUAUCCGCACAAGAAUUUCUUGUCAUACACGAAGCAACCAAGCAAACCUCGCCGGAAUUUCCGUACUGGCAAUACGAUAACAUCAAUGUCCAGCUACAGCAAAUGAAUGACGACGAGUGCCUAGCCGAGUUCAGAGUUAACAAAUCAGAAUUGGACGCCUUAGCCGAAGCAUUGAUGAUUCCCGAACAAUUUCGCUGCUCUAAUGGCACGGUGGCUUCUGGAAUUGAAGGUUUAUGCAUCCUAUUGCGACGUUUUGCAUACCCAUGUAGAUUUGGUGAUAUUGUACAUCGGUUUGGAAGAUCAGUACCAGAGUUAAGUCUAAUAACGUCUGAGGUUGUUGAUUUUAUCUACCAAACACACGGAUAUUUGUUGAGAACAUUGAAUCAGCCGUGGCUUGCACCUCAAUGUCUGGAAGAAUUCGCAGAUGCUAUUCAUCAGCACGGAGCAGCAUUACCCAACUGUUGGGGUUUCGUUGAUGGCACCGUCAGAGCAAUCGCUCGCCCUUGUCAGCACCAGCGACACGUUUAUAACGGCCACAAACGAGUCCAUGCAAUUAAAUUUCAAUCCGUAGUUGCUCCAAAUGGACUUAUUGCUAACCUUUACGGGCCAGUAGAAGGGAAAAGGCAUGAUGCAGCCAUGCUAAGGAUGUCUGGCGUGUUGCAGUCACUUGAGGAACACUGCAACACAGAAACAGGUGAACCAUUAUGCAUAUACGGUGAUCCUGCAUACCCUCUGAGAAGACACCUUCAGUCACCAUACCGACAUGGCAAUUUAGGUAAUGAGGAGCAGGAAUUUAAUAGGUCUAUGAGUUCUGUUCGGGUUGCUGUCGAAUGGGUUUUUGGGGAUAUUACAUCUUACUUCGCAUUCCUGAAUUUCAAACAUAGUCUGAAGAUUGGUUUAAGUCAUGUUGGAAAGAUUUAUGUAGUGUGUGCCUUGCUGAGAAAUGCCCUUACAUGUUUACAUGGUUCCACGACUACAUAUUUUUUUGGUCUUGCCCCACCGACUCUUCAGGAAUAUUUUCAAACAAACAAUUUUGAUGUGGAAUAA